Molecule: messenger RNA, 3339 nt
Organism: Sparassis crispa
Lineage: Eukaryota; Fungi; Basidiomycota; Agaricomycetes; Polyporales; Sparassidaceae
Exons: 19
Coding region: 1-3339 (1112 amino acids)
Biological process (GO): protein folding; transmembrane transport
Cellular component (GO): chaperonin-containing T-complex
Molecular function (GO): transmembrane transporter activity; ATP hydrolysis activity; ATP-dependent protein folding chaperone
Source: RefSeq, a predicted model, not a curated record
AUGCAGCGCGCUCUGCCUAUGCAACCCACUGUGGUCCUCCUGAAGGAGGGCACAGACACUUCCCAAGGCAAAGCCCAGCUACUCUCAAACAUCUCGGCAUGCCUCGCCAUCUCGGAAAUGCUGUCGAGUACGCUCGGUCCAAGAGGAAUGGACAAAUUAAUUGUCUCGGAACGCGGAGAGGCUCAGAUCACUAAUGAUGGUGCAACUAUCCUGAAACUACUCGACAUCGUACACCCUGCGGCGAGGACACUUGUCGAUAUUGCGCGCGCCCAGGAUGCUGAGGUUGGCGAUGGCACCACCAGCGUAGUUCUUUUGGCUGCGCAGAUGCUGAAGGAAGUGCGGGGUUACAUCGAAGAGGGUGUCAGUCCACAAGUCAUCAUGAAGGGGUUCCGACAGGCUACUCAGUUGGCUAUCGAUCACGUCAAAUCUAUCCAAGUAACAGUCGACAAAACGGAUCCAGAAAAAUUCCGCUCUCUUCUUCUGAAGUGUGCUGCCACAUCAAUGUCUUCGAAGCUGAUACAUUCAGAAAAACCGUUCUUUUCUGAAAUGGUAGUCGACGCCGUCCAAUGUCUGGACCAAGACGACCUAGACGAGUCUCUGAUUGGCGUCAAGAAGAUCCCUGGUGGCGGCAUGCAGGAUUCCCUCCUCAUCCGCGGUGUUGCGUUCAAGAAGACGUUCACUUAUGCUGGUGCCGAGCAGCAGCCAAAAUCAUUCCAUGAUCCACUGAUUGUCAGUCUCAACGUGGAACUCGAGCUGAAGGCAGAGAAGGACAAUGCCGAGGUCCGCGUGGAGGCGGUAUCAGACUACCAGGCCAUUGUCGACGCAGAGUGGGAGAUCAUAUACCGAAAGUUGAACGCGAUCGCGAAAACUGGCGCAAAAGUCGUCCUCAGCAAACUUCCUAUCGGUGAUUUGGCGACCCAAUGGUUUGCUGAUCGCGACAUUUUCUGCGCCGGUCGUGUGCCCGCCGCCGAUUUGCAGCGAGUCGUGCAAGCCGUCGGUGGUUCCAUCCAAUCCACUUGCUCCGAUAUCAGGCGCGAGCAUCUAGGCACCUGCGGCAAAUUUGAAGAGCGGCAGAUCGGUGGCGAGAGGUACAACGUCUUCCAGGAGUGCCCCAAGGCCAAGACAUGUACGCUUCUACUCCGCGGAGGCGCGGAGCAAUUUAUUGAGGAGGUUGAGCGCAGUCUGCACGAUGCAAUCAUGGUCGUGAGGCGGGCCGUGAAGAAUGGCGACGUUGUGGCCGGCGGAGGCGCCAUUGAGAUGGAUCUGUCAUCGCAGAUACGCAAACACGCGCUCUCAAUUCCAGGCAAGCUCCAGCUCGUCAUGAUCGCCUUCGCCAAGGCCCUUGAGAUCAUCCCUCGUCAAAUUUGCGAUAACGCCGGUCUUGACUCUACCGAUAUCCUGAACAAGCUGCGCAUGAAGCAUGCAAAUGGCGAGCGAUGGUUCGGUGUCGACGUCGAUGGCCCAGAGGGUGUCCGGGACAACAUGGAGGCCUUCGUCUGGGAGCCCAGCCUCGUGAAAACCAACGCGAUUAGCAGCGCCGCUGAGGCAGCAUGUUUGAUUCUCAGUGUUGAUGAAACGGUUCGGGGUCCUCAGAGCGAAGCUCCCCAAACAGGUCCAAAAGCACCCCCAGGCAUGGCGACAGUUCUGCUCACUAAGCCUCUACAAACGGAGCAGGAUGAGCCUUUCAAGGAGGAUGGCAAAAUCAGCCCGUCCGUGAGCGUAUCGGAUAUCGUUCCGCUUGGGGCACCUAUCGAAGGCGACUCUCGGAGACACUUCUGGCGACGAAGGAAGGCUGACUUGGACACCGUCGCGACCCAACCGUCUGUGUUCGACGAUCCGGCUACUUUGGAGCUCUAUCGUCCUCCAGCGGUGUACGAAAACGCUCAUCGAUUUGACCCGGAUGCUCGCUGGACUUGGCGCGAAGAAUAUCGCCUCGUUCGGAAGAUCGACUGGCUCAUCAUGCUUUGGGCGUUCAUCAUGUUCUUUAGUCUAGAUCUGGACCGCGCGAAUAUAUCCCAAGCCAACACCGACAAUUUCCUGAACGAUCUGAAGAUGACGACGAACGACUUCAAUCUCGGCAAUUCGUUGUUUAAGAUAUGCUUCUUGAUCGCUGAGCUUCCGUCGCAGCUUGUGUCGAAGAGAAUCGGACCCGACAUCUGGAUACCUACUCAGAUGAUAUUAUGGAGUUUUGUCUCACUGGCUCAGUUCUGGAUCAACAGUCGUGGGUCAUUCUUGGCAACCCGAUGCUUGUUAGGAUUCAUGCAAGGCGGAUUUAUUCCGGACGUGAUCUUAUAUCUUUCAUAUUUUUACACAAAAACUGAGCUCCCCAUUCGUCUUGCUUGGUUCUGGGUCUCGAACUACAUGGCCCAGCUGAUUGGAGCAUUCAUGGCGACCGGUAUUCUCCGUAUGAGAGGCGUUAACGGGAAAGCUGGAUGGCGUUACCUCUUCCUCAUUGAAGGAGGAUUGACGCUAUUGGUCGGCGUCAUCUCUUAUUUUAUGAUGCCGCCGAGCCCGACUCAGACUAAAGCGUGGUAUCGUCCCAAGGGUUGGUUCAGUGAACGAGAAGAGAUCAUUCUGGUAAACAGAGUUCUCCGCGAUGAUCCUUCGAAGUCCGAUAUGCACAAUCGCCAGGGGCUGACGCCGAAGAGGAUCUAUGAGGUUCUGAAGGACUGGAGACUGUGGCCGCUCUAUAUCCUCGGCCUUGUACACAUGAUUCCCGUCAACCCUCCACAAACAUAUUUGACAUUGUCGCUUCGGCACCUUGGGUUUAAUACCACUAUGUCUAAUCUUCUCAGUAUCCCGUCCAUCGUCCUCGGCAUCGUCACUCUUUUGAUUGCCUGCUACCUGAGCGAAAUCGUUAACAGUCGUGUGGGAGCCACCAUCAUUCUACAGUUCUGGGCGCUUCCGCUGCUUAUCGCGCUUUAUACGUUCAAUAAGCACACCUCGCAAUGGGUGUACUUUACGGUCGUCACAUUGAUCACGGGCUAUCCAUACGUCCACCCCGUGCAAGUGGCAUGGGCGUCGACGAACUCGUAUAGCGUUGGAACGCGAACGGUAUCUGCUUCCAUUUACAACAUGUUCGUCCAAGCAGGGGGCGUUGUUUCUGCUUACAUGUAUCAAGCUGAUGAUGCGCCGCUCUAUAAACGAGGAAACAGGGCAUUGAUUGGAAUCACUGUGAUGAACAUCUUCAUAUACGUAUUCACAUUCUUUUUCUACCGGGGUAUCAAUCGUUGGAGGGAGAGGAAAUGGAAUUCCAUGAGUCCCCAAGAACAACAGGAGUACCUGGACACCACUACAGAUCAGGGCAACCAGAAGUUGAACUUCCGGUUCGCGUAUUGA